Molecule: messenger RNA, 4864 nt
Organism: Paramuricea clavata
Lineage: Eukaryota; Metazoa; Cnidaria; Anthozoa; Malacalcyonacea; Plexauridae
Source: the annotation of a GenBank genome assembly
AUGGCAAGUGCUUCAUCAGAAAGUGUUCCUGUUGAUGAAAUCAACGAACUACUCACAUGUUGCAUGUGUUUGGAAACUCUACAGGAACCACGAAGCUUGGCUUGCUUUCAUAAUUUUUGUAAAGUCUGUUUAGGUGAGUAAUAUUUUCUUUGUUUACAUGAUCUACUUGGCAAAUGCAUGUCUUGGUACCAUAGACUAGGAAUAUAUCCUUAUUCUGUCAUGGUUAUAAUCGUUAUAUUGACGACCUUGUUUACAAAUUAAUGUAAAUUUGCCUGCCAGUAUGUGCCAGGCAAAUUUACACUAUCACUAUUUCGCGCAUGUUACUUAAUAUAGUGCACACUGCUGAUACAAAUUUACACUACCGGUGUGCACUAUCAGUACUAUGCGCGGACAUAACUAAUUUUGAAUAGUCUUGCGACGUAUAAACAGCACAACAUGAUCAAUGCGUGCUAUUACAAAGCAUUCAAAAUAGCAUAUGUGCAUGUGCGCAUUUUGGCAGGCAAAUCAUGUGCAUAACCUUUUUUGUGCAAAAUCAAAACAAUGUUUACUGGUCUUUUGUACAUACACAAGUAUAUAUAAAUUAUGGAAGUGUUCAAUGCCAUGUAUUGUCAUUACUGCCUCCUCCGCAGGCCCUUCGUUGGGCACAGUGCAGUGCAAUUGCAAUCUAUAUAGAUCAGUGGCUGUGAUAUUGCCGGGCAAUGCAUGAUGGUCUUCGCGCGCCCAACAAAGAAUUUUUUUCUCGUUUUCCUCUCCCCCCUUUGAAAGCGACUGGGGACGAGGCAGUUGUCAUUAUGUGUCAGUCAAUCAUGAUAGAAUAUCCCAAAUUUAACCAGAGAUUUAUUCUGCACAGGUGGGAAUUUGAUGCAAACCCUAACCCAGACCAUGAGACGUUUGACUCAGUCAUAAUCUUGUAAUGGUGUAUAAUUUUGUAUUGUGUAUGUAUUCAAUAGUUACUUACUCAAUAGAUACAUUCCGAUUAUACAAAAGAAUAUACUCUGCAGCAUUAUUCUACAAUGCAAAGCACAAUUAAGAUAGAAGAUCUUUUGGGAUCUUUCAAGAACUCUUGUCUUCACAAAAUGUAAACAAUUGACUCUACAAAGGUGCCCCCCUGCAUGGACUGCUUAUUGGAAUAGCAGGAAGCAAGAUAUACACCACACAGCAAAGUAUACAUUGGAUUUUUUAACAAGAUCUUGGGUGCAACAGCACUAGCUAGCUUACAUGCAUGUUUCAGUUUUGUACUCUAAAUGUUACUCGGGUACACCCCUCAGAAUUAACAGUAUCAUGACAAAAUACUAAUUUUCUGUUUGGCCAAAAACUGAAAACUUUGUAUUUCCAGCUCCAGCCUAAAUAAUUUAAUCACCAUUUAAAGGAUAGAUCAUGAUUGACAUUCACCCAGGUGUACCCCUUUUCAACAUGUAAAAAUCUCAGGUGUGCCUUUGCCAUGGUCUACUGUAUGGGAUAUAAAGCAACUUCAUCAAAAUAAAAGAAACAGUGGACUAAGUGGUAUGACUUUGGAAUAAAGGCUGGGGCCCUGGCCCAAAUUCAUAAAGGCCAACCUGUUUGAGACACACAAAGUAUAAGGAAGGGUGAAAAUCUUAAAUUAAACUCACCCCUUCUAAGUUAAGUUAAACCCUCCCCCUUAAAGUUGGAAUUGAUAUUAUUAGAAUGUUCUGGGAUAUUGCACAAUUGCAUUGCAUAUUAUGAUAAUAUUUCCUAUGAACUGGAACUCCAAUAGGAUUUUAAUUUUCCUAUUAGAAUCCACUGAAUAUGUCAGACAGAAAAUCAUUCCUAUUAAUUGGAAUUUUUCGAAUAGGUUAAAAUUGACGUAUUGACACAUUUAAACAGAACUGCAUACCGUAGAUAGAUAAGCUUAUAUGUUAUGUUUUGUUAUAGCUGACUGAGUCAGUGCUAUGACUUUUGCUUGGAUCUAAUGCAUUUUGUGGUGUGUAUGUUCACAGAAGGUCAUUAUCUAGUUGUAAUACACUUAUCAAUACAAAUCCGAGGGGGAGGAAAAAUGAGGAAGGGAUGGAGAUCUGACAAAUUUUGGGUAAAAUUCCAUGGGUUGGGGUGACAGAUACCAAUAAAAUAUUGUAUCAAAACGUCACCACCUAGGUACAGCUUAAGUUCCAAACUAUGUAACAUUCUCUGUGUCAAAAUGAAAUUUUGGACAACUAGUUAAUAUUGUGUGCGAUUUUACUGAUUUAUUUAGUAGUUCAGGAAAUAUUAUGUACAUUAAGCUUGUGUUUCACACAGCACCUUUAGAAACUUAAGCUUAAAAUGUUUCUCAAAGAAUUAAGUUGCCCGUCAUUCUUUUUAAAAUUGUUGUCAGGGCUAUAUGUGCCAAAAAAAUGUUAGCAUACUAAAACAGCUUUGUCUUUGAUUUAAUUUCCUUUUAUUAAUAAAAAUUAUCAAUGUUAAUCUUGAAAAUGGAAUAUUUAUAACAAAAAAUAAGGAGGAUUCACAAGAACAUCUCAAAUUUCAUAUUAAUAAUUCUUUAAUCCAUGAAAUUAGCGCAAGGCUAGCGCUUUUUGAUGAGUAAAAUCGUGUGGCAUUAUACAAUUACUUUAUGGUUUCCGUGUUUGGAUGGCCUGAUCCAAACACGCGGGAAUGUUGCGAGAGUUAAGAAAAGCGCGCGAAACGCGAUUUUGCGUGCUUUUCUUAACUCGAGCAACACUGAUUCCCAAGUGUUUGGAUCAGGCCAUCAAAACACGGAAACCAUAAAGUAAUUGUUUUAUAAAAUAACAACUUUCCGUGUUAAAAUUUCACUUUAAGAAACUUUCACUUUAAAUUUCCGUGUUUGGAUGGCCUGAUCCAAACACGGGUUUCGACCAAUCAGAGCAAGCGUUAUAUACAUGUUAUUUUAUAAUAUAGAAUCUCAGAGUAAGAUGAUAAAGUAGGGCGCCUUUUGGCACAUUGCAGCAUAAUGAGUUAACAUUCAUUGUCAGCAUUCUUUCUACAUAGUUUGGGCAAAGUCAUUGUCUUUAAAGCAGAACACCAAACCUAUCCAUCACGAAUUUCAAAAUCAAUAUUAUUCCAGGGAUGGGAACAUUUGACCAAAAUUAAAACUUUUUAAUUUUGGUCAAAUGUUCCCAUCCCUGGAAUAAUAUUGAUUUUUAAAUUCCUGAUGGAUGUUGUGGGUGUUCAAGGCAAAUCUCCACCGUUUUUCCGUAACUGCAUGCCUUCCCAGUGAUUAACAUUAAUAGGUGCAUAUAAGCAGAAGAGUUUAAAAGCCUGGUUUACACUAGCAAUUCUGUCGGCGAUAUUUCUCCUCCAGGCAAAUGCGGUCGAAGGAAUGACAUGCAAAAGACUUCACUUAGAAUUGUUUACUUCUGAAAAGCGACUCUAUACUUUUGUGUGCGAGUUCACUCAUUUGCAUCCGUCAGAAAAACAAAAUCGCCGACAAAAUUGCUAGUGUGAACCAGGCUUCAAAAUCAUCUGUACAUCUUUAGUAUAGCAAUACAAAAUAAGUGAAAGACAUAAAACUAUGGAAGAAUAUAAAGACACAAAAUAAGAUGGUACUAUCUACUAUGAAAGUGUGCUUUGUUUGUGCCACAUUAACAUUAUAAAACAGUUAAGAAGUCUAUUAUGAAUCUAACCGCAAGUCUGCUAGUUUUUCUUAGCCAAUAUUUUUGAUGUUUUCAAAUUAAGCCAAAACCAACCAGCGGGUUAUUUUGACUAAACAUUUUCCGUUUAUGAACUUAUGACAUGGCCAUACAGUAGGUCUAAAUAACCACCUGCUGAUUGGUUUUGGCUUAGUUUGAAAACAUUAAAAAAAUAUGCAAGUGUGAAGUGGCCUCGGUUUGCCUGUUCGAGCUGUAAAAGGUAAGUUAUUUCAUUAAUAUUAUAUUUAAUUUGUUACUUAAUUUCUACUCCACAACAUCUGGUUCAUUAUUUUAAGUGUCCGCACAUUGUUGUUUAGGAAAGUAUGUCGAACGUCUUCGUGGUGCUGACAAGAAGGUGGAGAUCUUCCCAUGUCCUACAUGUCGCUCAGAGUUUACUCUCAAAUCAAACCAAGAUGUUGCUGAACUGCCAAGCAAUUAUUUCAUCAAGAAUAUGCUGGAAAUUAUGGCGAUUCAACAAAAAGCAAAAACAUCUACUGCAUGUUCCCGCUGCCAAGAUCCUGCCAUUAAUCACUGCGCAUCAUGCGAAAUAUUUAUGUGUAAGAAAUGUUCACAAUGGCAUGAUACCUGGCCUGCCAACAAAAAUCAUAAUGCCCUGUCUGUACAGGAACUGGGCAAUCCUGAAAGUCAAGUGAAAAUGAGAAGAAAGCUUUGCUGCAUGAAACACGAAGACGAAGUACUGAAAUAUUAUUGUGAAACAUGCAAGGAACUUAGCUGUAUAGACUGUGUGGUUUUAAAUCAUAAGAAAACAAACCAUUCGUGUGUGGCAGUGCGUGAGAUCGCACAGAAACAAAGAGAAGCAUUGCAAUCAAGCUGCACAACACUUGAUGAGAAAUUAUCUGAAGGAAAGGAAGCGUUGAACAAUAUUUGUGAGGUGAUGAAGUCUCUUGAAAAGAAUGCUAAAACUGCUAAAGAUCAAAUCAAAGAACAAAAGGAAAAUAUCUUGAAGAUUGUGGCAGAAAAACUUGAUGAGAGAGCAGAGAAAAUGAACGAGGAAGUGGACAAGGUUUAUGGUGAAUUACACAGUAAACUGAGCAAACAACAUGAUGAAAUGAAAGAUUAUCUUGAUAAAGUCAAAGCUUCAGUGUCCUUGCCAAAAAAUCUCUUAAAGAGAGGAAGUAUCGAAGAAAUUAUCUCAUCGCAGAAAUUGAUUGAUGAGAAAAUCGAGAAGUUGAGCAAUCAGCAACCGGAGUAUCUGGCCGCAGUGAAUGAUGGUGGUAUUCAGUAUGUGCCGGACGACAUUG